CCGCUGUCUCUUUCUGCGACAUUACCUCCUCGCAGAAGGAGGCAAAUGCAAAUAGAAAAGUAUCUCCUGUGAAUUAGGCAUAAUGACUGCUGGCUCGUGGUAUCAUACCCAGUAGAAGGGACACCUUCCCCUCCACUAUUUUCGCUAGCCCUAGAAGGUCACUGAGCGUGCUCGAGGGUACUGUUUUAUAUGAAAAAUUUGUUAAGUAAAAUCUGUAUCAUGAGGUAUAUUUAUCACAUGUUAUCUGUAUAGUACUUAAUACACUUUAUAUCAUAUUUAAAAACAUUAAUGAAGUAACUCUUAUGUUUUUUAAGUUAAUGUUAAAAGUACUGACUGACGAUAUUUGAAUUAAUUUGUUCUUAAAUAAAUAUUUCAUUGACGUUGAAAAAAAGUACGACAACGAAUACACAUUAAUUAAGCAAGAAUUAUGGAAAAAGAAGAAAUUUGUCUGUACUUUAACAGCAUUAUUAGAGAUGAAAAGCAUGUAUCUGCUGGAAUGGCUGCUAUUCGUACAUUACUUAAAGUCUUGGAAUAUUCAAAAUCAGAAACAGUUCAAGAGCUUAGAUAUUGUCUGCAAAAUGCGAUAGAUGCUAUGAGAUCUACUGAAAAUCCUGUAACUGCUAUCGCAUCUGGUAGCGAAUUGUUUCUUCGUUUUAUCACUUUAGCUACAUUAGAUACACCGUCAUUUGCAGAAUGUAAAGGAAUAAUGCUUCACAGGGGAAUGAUGUUCUAUGAGAAAUUAGUGGCUGCAAGAGGAAAAGUUGCAAAAGUAGCAGCGCAUUUUAUUAAGGAUGGUUCUAAAAUACUUACUCAUUCAAAAUCUAGAGUUGUAUUGCAAGCAAUGAAGGAAGCUGCUGCAAGUAACAAAAUAUUUGAGGUGUAUGUAACUUCUUCUUCUCCGGAUAAUAGUGGUGAAGAAAUGUGCCAAAAUUUAACCAAAUUAGGUGUGUCUUGUACACUAAUAUUAGAUUCUGCAAUGGGAUAUGUAAUGGAACAGGUUGAUAUGGUUAUGGUUGGAGCAGAAGGUGUCGCAGAAAGUGGUGGUGUUAUUAAUAAGGUUGGCACAUAUACGAUGGCUAUGUGUGCAAAAGAAGUAAAAAAACCGUUUUAUGUGCUAACGGAGAGCUUUAAAUUUUCACGAAUAUAUCCUUUAAAUCAAGUCGAUCUACCAAAUGAAUUCAAGUAUACAGCAAGCACCCUAAAAAACGACUUACAAAAAGAACAUCCGUUAGUUGAUUAUACACCACCUCAUUAUAUUAGUCUUCUUUUUACCGAUUUAGGUAUUUUGACACCUUCGGCUGUAAGCGACGAACUUAUCAAGCUGUACUUAUAAGAAACGUAUGUACUAAUUACAACAUUAUCCAUUUUAAUGGGUUUAUUUUAAACUGUGGUACAUGUUACAUAUACAUUUAAGUUUAAUAAAAGUAUGAAGACGAUAUACAGUACAAAAGUUGAAGUAAAACUGCUUAUAUGAAGACAGUACAAAUUUAACAGUUUAACAUAAGAAAACUCGAGCUUUACAAAAAGUUUCAGCACAACAUUUAUUAAUUAAUUUUUAAAAUGAUAAUGAGUAUUGAAAAAUGAUAAUUAUUUUUGUUUACAUUAUUGUUCAAAAUAAUACAUAAUAAAAUAUGUAUUCAGUUGUCUUUCUGUUCUAUGAUAUGAAUUUUCAGUUGUUCCAUUCUGUUUUUUCUUUUUUAAAUCAAUUUGCAUGCUUCACGCAGUAUGUAUACAUAUGUAUAUCACCAUGUAUAUGUAUAUGCAUAUCAUUUAAUGCAAUUGUACAUAAAGUAUACGCACUUUAAUAGUUAAACGUAUAUUGCAUAUUGCACAGCAACAAUUAACAUUAAUUUCAAUAAAAACAAAAAGUUCAUAAUACAAGUAUAAUGAAAAUUACGUUCUAGAAAUUUUAAAUCUUAGUACAUGUAUAAAUAUACAAAAUUUUCGGAUUUAUUUUCGUAUAGUGUAGUUCAAUAGAACGGAACAAGCAAUUGUAUAAAAAUAAACAGAAUAUAUAUAUAUAUGUAAUCAUGAAUUAAUAUUAUGUUAUUAGUUUUACUCUUUCUACAUUACGUUUUCUUCAACAUUUUUGUAACAGUAUCAUUAAACUCUGGUCUGGACAAAGAUUAAACAAAUUGAAUUUAAUUUGAAAACAAAUGACUACCAACAAUUGAAGAAAUGAAAAUAUACGGUUUCUUUUUUAAUUGUCAAUUAUAAUACUGCGUUUGUAACAAGUAAAACUGGAUUAUGAUUUGGACGGACGAACAGUUUAAAAAAUUUGGACGCAAGAUUACUAAUAAAAAACAAACAAAAUGCGAAGAAUAAAAUACGAUACAGUGUCAUAGUACGCAAUAAUACAUAUUCACAUAAUUUUUUUCACAAUAUAUGUAUAAACACAGCAGAAACGAAAAAUAUAUCUAUGAUUUACUGCGAAAAUCUGUACGUUAUAAUACGCUAUUACUUUAUCUUAAAAUGGUAAAAAAAAAUUACACACGUGUAGAACAAAAUAACCCAAGCUUCAUGUUCCUACUUCUUUAAACACAAUUACGCUACUUCAUUAGAUGUUAAAAUUUCGUUCUGAAAUUACCUAUGACGAACAUGUCACUACUAGAUGAAAUUUACAUCUUCUAUUUUCUAUUUUUAUUUUCUUUAAAAAUCAAAUGUGUACAAUACUUGAGAUUUUCAUCGUAAAUCAUAGAUACAUCACGUACGUAUGUUUUGGUACUAAGCGUCGGUUGUUACAGCUCUUUGCGAGCUGUUAUAUAUAAUUUGAUAAAAUGAUCUAUAACUGUAAUAAACGGUGUAAAAGAAAUAUUAUUCAUCAUACAGAUUAA
Osmia bicornis bicornis is the source of this 2834-nucleotide messenger RNA. RefSeq names its product translation initiation factor eIF-2B subunit alpha (gene eIF2Balpha). Gene Ontology annotation, cellular component: eukaryotic translation initiation factor 2B complex. The transcript has 9 exons. Lineage: Eukaryota; Metazoa; Arthropoda; Insecta; Hymenoptera; Megachilidae. The record is from RefSeq and is a predicted model, not a curated record. Gene Ontology annotation, molecular function: translation initiation factor activity; guanyl-nucleotide exchange factor activity. Gene Ontology annotation, biological process: translational initiation. The coding region runs from base 428 to 1333 and encodes 301 amino acids.